CUGCCUGGAGAGAGCACAAAAUUUUACUGGCAUAAUCAUAAUUUGGGAGAAGAAGCAGGCGAUCUCCGGGAAUUUUCAAGAGCUCAAGAGCAAACAUGAGAUCAUCAUCGCCGCAAUAAUCAAAAGGACUGAAUUAAGGAGAAAGACAUCCAGCGACAUGUACAAGCAAGCAAUCUAAGGACGAAAUUUUGAAAACAUCAUCCACUUAAAACCUGCAUCCAAGAACAACAAGAAAUAAUGUCAACAAACCGCUACCCACCCUCCUCCUCCGACUCGGAAGACAUCAACCGCCGCCCCAGCCGCUCCCGACAACGCCGACGGUCCUCCCGCCCAACAAGCCGCAUCCGCGCCCAAGGCGACGAUGAGGUCGUUGUCGAAGAAUUCUACAUCCCGCGCCCGCCCAGCCGCACGCGCUCAGGACGACGACCCCCCAACGGCGGCAGCGGCGAGGGAGCGGGCGGAGGUCCAGCAUAUGCCGGCGUGCCCCCACCGGAUCAGGGACCGUAUGUGCUCAUCAACGACGACGACCGGAGGAGGAGUGGGGCAACUUCCGGGGGCGGAGAAAGGCGCUCACAGCAGCAGCGGAGGAGAGGUCGGAGACAAUAUCUCCAGCCGGAGGAGAGCGGCGGCGGAGGCGGGAAUUUCUACUCUUAUUCCUCGCGGAGGAAGACGACGCCUGUGUAUCACGUGAGCGCGAAAUCGGAGGAAGACGACCAGAACGAGGAUGAUGUUCUCGACGACUACUACUACGGCAAAGGGGGCGGCGGGCGGAACGACGGGAAUCUCAGCGACGAAGACUACGGCGAGGCGGAGAUUCAUUUUUAUGACAGGCCGCCGCCGCCGCCGCCCCAUUCGCAGUCGGCGCCGUACCCGCCGCGGCCGGGAAGUCGGCCUGAUGCGGCGGCGGCGGCGGAGUACGAAGCGCGCGUGCGCAUGGAGGAGCGAUCACGGUACAAAACGUCGCGGCCGACGAUGGUCGCCGAGGGGAGAAUGCAGACGCGGGUUCAGGAGAUCAAGGAUACAUCUCUGCGGGUGGAUUUCCUGCGUUACCCGCCGGCGGGCGCGGCGAGGAAAGGCCUCUGGCCGCGAGCAGCGGUCGCCGCGCCGGGGGGUGGAGGGUCCCUCCCGCGGCCGGAGACCGGGCGACGGCCGGUCUCCUCGUAUGAACAGGGCCGACUCUCGCGGACGCAGGAGUCGCUGACGUUGCCGUUGAAACUGGUCCUCACGCGGCGCGGGGAGAGGUUCAAGGGGAGGGAAUUCCAAUACACGCGGGGGACGUGGGACGAUCGGGCUUUCGCGCAGCAUUUGUUACGGGAGUACCGGAGUUUGAAGGCGCGACAGAUCGGACUCCUGCAGAAGAUGACGUCGUAUCGGGUGGUGUCGUAUGUGUAUUUCUUGCAGUAUCAUGCGUACCCUGCGGGAAAGUUCCCCUAUGGGCAUUGGAAGAUCAGUGAUCGGAAAUCGGUCACCCGGAGGUGUGAUCAGACUGCCAGGAAUGCGUUCAUGUGGAAGGUGCAUCGGCUGGGGAAAGGCGAGAUGGGGAUGUUCUCGAGUCAGAGGGGGAAGGAUUGUCCGAGGUCGGGGCGGGAUUGGGUGUGUCGGUUGGAUUCGUUGGUGGAGCUCGGCGCGGUGGUUGACAUUGAGGUCAAGGAGCAGUUUGAUACGGUCAAGAUCUAUAUCGGACUUAUGCUGGCGGUGUUGUCAAGUUUGGGAGUAGGGUUGGCUUAUGGAUUUGCCACGGAGGAUCGCGAUUUCUCGACGGGUUUCUCCAUUGCGAGUUGGAUGAUCACCGCGUUCGGGUUCAUCAUUGCGGCGAUUGCGGCAGGGGAGUUUAUUGGAUUGGAGAAACCAUCUGCGGCACUGAAUACUGGCGAGGAGUUGACUGCGGGUACAUACCUUGACAGAGAGUUGAUGGAGAGGUAGUCGAGAAACGAUCGACAUGUGUAUGGAGCGUUCUUGGUCGCCAACCCUUACUGCCAAUCAGCCAAGACGUGCCGCUGCAGUGGCACCAUUAGCAUAGGUCGCGACUUUUCUCGAACGUCAAAAAGAUCCGAAGAUCUGGUUGUCGUUCCCGCUAUGUGGUUGUGAGGAUACGGC
This is a messenger RNA of Dissoconium aciculare CBS 342.82, 2097 nucleotides long. RefSeq lists its product as uncharacterized. The record is from RefSeq and is a predicted model, not a curated record. Lineage: Eukaryota; Fungi; Ascomycota; Dothideomycetes; Mycosphaerellales; Dissoconiaceae. Bases 238 to 1923 code for a protein of 561 amino acids. The transcript has a single exon.